This is a messenger RNA of Adelges cooleyi (spruce gall adelgid), 1094 nucleotides long. Its product is annotated as DNA-directed RNA polymerase II subunit RPB3-like. Gene Ontology annotation, biological process: DNA-templated transcription. Gene Ontology annotation, molecular function: DNA binding; protein dimerization activity; DNA-directed RNA polymerase activity. Gene Ontology annotation, cellular component: RNA polymerase II, core complex. NCBI's taxonomy places the organism in Eukaryota, Metazoa, Arthropoda, Insecta, Hemiptera, Adelgidae. The coding region runs from base 203 to 1024 and encodes 273 amino acids. The transcript has a single exon. The record is from RefSeq and is a predicted model, not a curated record.
CCGUUAUUGUUUUUGUUGUUUUAUCGAAUAUUGUAGUUUAACUAUCACCGCUAUUUCACAUAAACGAUUUUAUUUAAUUCAUUAAUUUAGUUUAUUGUAAUCUGUUCAACUGGAACGACGGUUUUAUCGAAAAUCCGGACUAGGACUCGACAGUGAUUUUAAAUUUUUAUUAAUUGUUUUUAAUUUUUAAACCAAAUCCGCAAUGCCCUACGCCAACGUACCUUCGGUACAAAUAACCGACGUGACAUCCGAUUCAAUAAAAUUCCAAAUCGAAGACACCGACCUGAGCGUAGCGAACAGCUUGCGUAGGGUGUUCAUCGCCGAGACGCCCACUCUGGCUAUCGACUGGGUCCAGCUGGACGUCAACAACACGGUGUUGAGCGAUGAGUUCAUAGCGUCCCGCAUCGGCUUGGUGCCGUUGACAUCCGACGGAGUGGUCGACCGCUUACAGUAUUCCAGGGAUUGUUCGUGCUUGGAGUUCUGUCAGGAUUGCAGCGUCGAGUUCAACUUGCACGUCAAGUGUACCGGCGAUCAGACGAGGAACGUGACCACCUCCGACCUGAUCAGUAACCAUCCCAACGUAAUACCCGUCACGUCCCGGGACAGGGACGUGUCCGAGUACGGCGAACAAGACGGCAUUCUGAUUGUCAAGUUACGCAAAGGUCAGGAACUAAAAGUGCGGGCUUUCGCCCGCAAGGGAUUCGGCAAGGAGCACGCCAAGUGGAAUCCGACCACCGGUGUAAGCUUUGAGUACGACCCCGACAACACGAUGCGGCACACGCUGUUCCCGAAGCCUGACGAAUGGCCAAAAAGCGAAUACUCAGAGUUGGGUGAAGGUCAACACCAAGGUCCAUUCAACUGGAGGAGCAAACCGCAUAAGUUUUUCUUCAACGUAGAAAGCAGCGGAGCGUUGAAACCAGAAAACAUAGUCUUGAUGGGUGUAACUGCUCUAAAGAGAAAAUUAUCGAACCUACAGACCGAUUUGUGUCAAAUACCCGAUAUAAACGCUCUAGAAAUUAAUUAAAUCAUUAUAGUAUACAUUUAGAUAUAAGCUUUUUAUUUUUUUUUGUAAACAUUAAAGAUGUUUUCUAUUC